AAGGAGGGUCUCAGAUUUGUUGUUGUAUUUUUUAAUUGGUCGUGGGAAGCUGAGCAAUCAUGUGACUUUGUCACGUGACGAUAUUUCAUUCCACGCGUGAUGAAGCUUUGAUUGAAUCCACAUGUACCAUCCUUCUCUGUACGUCUUUUAGACUAAAAUGGCACCGAAGAAAAGCACCAGAGCGAGUACGAGAGCCGCCGACUCCAGUACAUUUGACGUCACUCCCAAAGACGACGACAGCCGAGAAGAGGUGGAAGUGAAGAAGCCGAUCCGGGGUAAGAGAUCGGCCUCUGAUAGUUCCGAUAAAAAAACAAAAAGCGUACCCCCAAGCAUCCCUCUCUUCUCCCAUUGGCUGAUGAAGUCGGAGCCCGAGACCCGGUUGGAGUACGGGGUUGACGUGAAGUUCGGGAUUGAGGACUUGAAGGCUCUUCCCAAUCAGACGGGAUGCUGGGAUGGUGUCCGCAAUUAUCAGGCACGCAACUUCAUGAGGGACAUGAGAGAGGGGCAUGUAGCCUUCUUCUACCACAGCAACUGCAAGGAGCCGGGCAUCGCAGGAGUCAUGGAGGUCGUGAAGGUGGCGUAUGUGGACCACACUCAGUUUGACAAGAAAGACGUGCACUUCGAUGCAUCCAGCAAAGCGGACAACCCCAAAUGGAGCAUGGUUGACGUCCGGUAUCAACGGAUGCUUCAGCGGUUUAUUCCUCUGUCUGAGCUGAAGAAGUACCACCUGAAGCACAGUGCAACUGGGGGCCCCCUGAAGAGCAUGGCUCUGUUCACCAGCGCCAGGCUCUCCGUCCAACCCCUGACCCCUGAGGAGUUUCAGUUUGUCUUGGACUUGGAGACUAAAGAGCCAAUUUGAGAGUUUGGACCCAAACUCAACACUCCAAUAAUGUUUGACCUUGCUUCCUUUUUUGUAAUGAAGUUUUUAUAUUGAACAUGUAUUUGUAGCCAAGCAAAUUUGAAUGUUAUGAUAAAUACAAUCCAAGAGCGUGAAUAAAUAUCUACCUAUUCCUA
Gadus macrocephalus (Pacific cod) is the source of this 1014-nucleotide messenger RNA. It is a transcript of the gene thyn1, whose product is annotated as thymocyte nuclear protein 1. The record is from RefSeq and is a predicted model, not a curated record. Gene Ontology annotation, cellular component: nucleus. The transcript has 8 exons. NCBI's taxonomy places the organism in Eukaryota, Metazoa, Chordata, Actinopteri, Gadiformes, Gadidae. The coding region runs from base 158 to 859 and encodes 233 amino acids.